UUCUGCGCGACCAUCACAAGUCACUCUGUCGACUUUCAUCUGUUAAGAACAUACUCUCCGUGCACAUCAUUCGCAUAAGACUCGACUUAUUUUUCUUUUAACGUAUUCAGUCGCCGAAACUAUUCAAGAACAACUCUACAAGCAUGGAGUUUGAAAGUAAAUCCCAAGUCUUGACAUACGAGCAGGUCCACCGGCUCGACAACGUACUCAACCAAGUCGUACAAGUACAUGGUCGGGGUAACUUCCCAACUCUCGAUGUUCAUUUACGAGAAUUGAUCAAUGUGGUCUCUUCUGGCUUGAAAGACGAAAACCUCAGAAUCCGAGACAUUCGACUGAAUGGUAGCACAGCCAGUUAUAUCUUGAGCAGGGAUAGUAACACUGCGUACAACGACAUUGACUUGAUCUUCGGCGUCGAGAUCAAGUCCCACACGCAUCUACAACAAAUCAAAAGCGUGGUAUUAUCGUCCCUUCUGAACUUUCUUCCCAACGGUGUCUCCAAGGAAAAGAUGUCUAGCUGUACUUUGAAGGAAGCCUACGUUCAGAAAAUGGUAAAAGUUUCGAAUGACAACGAUCGAUGGUCUCUUAUUUCGCUCUCGAACAACGAUGGCAAAAACAUUGAACUAAAAUUUGUGGACACCAUGCGAAGACAGUUUGAAUUCUCCGUCGAUUCUUUCCAAGUCAAUCUCGACUCUCUUCUUGGCUUUUACAAACUUUCCUGCGUACCCAUGAAGCCGAAUUUCUUUCCCACAGUAGUGGCAGAGUCGGUGUACGGGGAUAUUAAAGUUGCCUUAUUUCACUUAGACAACCAGUUGAUAGCGACCCGGAACCCCGAGGAAAUUCGCGGAGGCGGACUGCUUAAAUAUUGCAACCUUCUGGUCAGGAAUUAUCGCCCUGAGAACAUGGACGAAUUAAGACUGCUCGAGAGAUACAUGUGCAGUCGCUUCUUUAUUGAUUUUGGGGACUUGGAGUCGCAAAGACAGAAGCUAGAAAGCUACUUGGCGAAUCAUUUCAUCGGCGAGAACGACACCAAAUACGACUACCUAAGCAUUCUGUACACAAUUGUGGCAAACUCUACUGUUUGCCUGAUGGGACAUGAGCGCCGGCAAACUCUCCGACUGAUCUCAACCCUUGCGAGGAGGUACUGUGGGAACAGUGCUACCUACGCCGAUGGAAACUACGGGCGUUUCGCCUCUCAAGGUGGACAGUACUUCACACAAGAAGAGGACGGAAGCUGCAGUCGUGGUUACACCACUAACCUAGUACCGUGUUACUAGGCAUUCAGACUGCCGAUAGAAACCGUAAAAAAGGUUAUUUUGCGAUCAAAUUCAUGUAGAUAAAUCCACGAAUUACGGCGCGUCUCUAACGGCUUGCCGUCAAUGUAUUUUGUAGAUAUAAGAAUUACUCGACGACGGAAUUGUUCCCGUAACAAAAACUUACGCUUAUUUUGAGUGAGAUUUGGUUGUACGACCACCCGUAGGAGCGGGACAUAUCAAUCAUUUAACAUUUAAAAGGUGAUCUAAAAUAUAUAUAUUUGAAACUGUAACCCUUAAAUCCGAAGAAUUAUGGGUCAAUGUACGUCCGCGGCGUUGUAUUUAGUGUGAGUGAAUUUAGCGUUCGCCAGCCAACGUAACACGAUAUGCCUUUAUUUACGGCCAUUCGUGGCGCAAUCAAAAUAUAAACUCACAAAAAUAAUAAAAUUAUAUUUUAAAUGGAUCAUGAACACUGAAAACACUGAAAAUAGCUUGGAGCUCCAGCGGUAGUUUUAAUGACUGCAAUGAUGUAAAAGUACGGAGAGAGGAAAUAGAUUAUUUUUCGUAAA
Messenger RNA from Nematostella vectensis (starlet sea anemone), 1819 nucleotides. Its product is annotated as terminal nucleotidyltransferase 5C. Gene Ontology annotation, molecular function: RNA binding; poly(A) RNA polymerase activity. The transcript has a single exon. The coding region runs from base 144 to 1274 and encodes 376 amino acids. Gene Ontology annotation, biological process: mRNA stabilization. Lineage: Eukaryota; Metazoa; Cnidaria; Anthozoa; Actiniaria; Edwardsiidae. The record is from RefSeq and is a predicted model, not a curated record.